AUGCUAUUGGGGGAAGAUUCAAGAAUCAGAGAUUACUGGAGGAAGUUGGGGCAGGAUGCUUUGAGACACGGAGUUAAGGGGGUCAUCAUCAUGGGAGCCCAUUGGAACUCAGAAGGUGAAAAGGUCAAGGUAGCAACGAAUCCUUCACCGACCUUCAUGCCUCUCACCAACACCCACCCCAAGCAUUGGGCAGGCUGGAAGCCUAAUCCGGACCUCGAUACGUCCCGCCGUGUUAUCGAGAUGCUCAAGGCCGCUGGCAUUGAGGCCGAAGAGGAACCAAAAUUCGAAUGGAUGAUUGACACAUUCCCAAUACUCAUCGGAAUGUUUGGUGACAAGUGCCCGCCAACUACUAUCAUUUCGCAGAACAGCUACUUUGACCCAAUUUUCCACACGCGGCUCGGGACUGCUCUGCGAGAGCUGCGAGGCGAGAAGUACCUUUUCGUAGGAUCCGGUGGGGGUACACACAACCUAUAUCGUGCAGAAUGGAGUUACAUGCUCAAGUACAAGGACAACUUUGCCAUGGAGCAUCCUCCAGACGAAGACAGCCUCGAGUUUCGUCAAUCACUAGAGGAUGUCAUUUGUAGGAAUGGCGGAGGACCGGAAUUGCGUCGUGGAGUUGCGAGGUUGAUGAAAAACCCGUACUUUCGCGAAGCCCACGGGACGGAUGAACAUUACGUCUCUGCCUGCUUCAUAGCCGGUACCAUCGGAGAGCCAGACGAUCGAGGAUCAAAGGCCGUUCUGGGAGCGGAGGCCUGGGAACUGUUCUCUCUCAAGGCCAAGCAUUUUCCCUCCAGUCUGACCCUGUGCGCUGUCAUCUCUAUUAAGUACAGUUUGAAAAUGACGCGUAUAAUGAUAUUUGGCGCCGGUAGCGUCGGAACAGUAUAUGCCUUUUUACUUCAAAAGGCUGGCGCAGACGUCACAUGUGUAUGUCGUUCGACGUACGAGACCGCCAAACUCAACGGUUUCACCGUCCAGUCGACUAUCUUUGGAACGCAUACCUUUCGCCCUACUAUCGUCAAAUCUGCGCAGGAGGCAGUCGGAGUUCAAAUCAACAGCAGCCCAUUUGACUUCAUACUUGUGUGCACAAAAGCCAUCAGCAGCAGAAGCACAACGCAGUCUCCGCCAUCGUUGAUACAUCCGGCUGUUCAAAGAGGCCACACGAGCAUCGUAGUUAUACAAAAUGGAAUUGGGGUCGAGCAAAUCUACCAUGAAGCCUUCCCCGAUAAUACCAUAAUCUCCGGCGUCACGUAUCUGCCUGUGACACAGACAAACCCAGGCAUAUAUUCACACACGGAGACACAAGUGUUACAUAUCGGCAUCUAUCCUGCUUCUAGCACAACACCACUCGACCAUGAAAACAUCAAGUCAUUUUCCAAUCUGAUAGAAGCAGCUGGUGCGGACGUGGCGAUCCACGAAGAAGUGCAGAUCGAGCGCUGGAAGAAACUCGUGGCUAAUGCGACCUGGAACCCGAUCUGCGCGCUAUCUCGAUGUCGGGACCUAGAGUUUCUCCAGGCUUCCCCGGAUCUAGCACAAGAAUUCAUUGUCGAAUCGAUGCGCGAGGUAGUGUCUGUGGCUGCCGCUUCUGGCUACGGCAACCAUGUUACAGAAGACACAAUCAGUGCGCAGCUUGCGCGCAGCAAAGCUAGGAAGUGGCCGGGGGUGGAACCAAGCAUGCUAGCUGAUAUUGUGGCUGGUAGGCCGAUGGAAGUCGAAGGCAUUGUUGGCGAGGUGGUCAAGGAGGCGAAAGACAGAGGGGUCAGUGUGCCCAGGCUGGAGACAUUGUAUUUGCUGCUCAAAGGCUACGACUGGGCUUUAGCGAAGAGCCGUCAAUAA
Diaporthe amygdali is the source of this 1833-nucleotide messenger RNA. RefSeq names its product catalytic LigB subunit of aromatic ring-opening dioxygenase. Gene Ontology annotation, cellular component: cytoplasm. Gene Ontology annotation, molecular function: oxidoreductase activity, acting on single donors with incorporation of molecular oxygen; 2-dehydropantoate 2-reductase activity; zinc ion binding. Lineage: Eukaryota; Fungi; Ascomycota; Sordariomycetes; Diaporthales; Diaporthaceae. Gene Ontology annotation, biological process: pantothenate biosynthetic process. Bases 1 to 1833 code for a protein of 610 amino acids. The transcript has 3 exons. The record is from RefSeq and is a predicted model, not a curated record.